AUGCCCGCUCUCGGCCUCUCGCGCGCCGCGCGCCCCGCCAGCUCCAUGCUCCGCGCACCUCUUGCCGCCCGCACCGCACCCUUCACCGCUCGCGGCUUCUCGCAGUCUCUCGCCAAGCGCGGCGGCGGCCACGAGUCGCACUACGAUCCCCCUACCGGCUGGCUGUUUGGCGUCAAGCCCGGCGAGGAGUACAAGAAGGAGGGGUGGGAGAACGUGACGUUCUAUGCGUUUAUUCCGAUGAUGGUGCUGUUUGUGGGCUUUUAUGCUUUUAAGCCUGAUACUAGCAUCCAAACAUGGGCUCUUGAGGAAGCUCGCAGGCGGCUCGAAGCAGAAGGCAUCCUGGCCGACCCGGACGUCAAGAAAGACUAA
Messenger RNA from Ascochyta rabiei, 369 nucleotides. RefSeq lists its product as uncharacterized. The transcript has 2 exons. The record is from RefSeq and is a predicted model, not a curated record. Lineage: Eukaryota; Fungi; Ascomycota; Dothideomycetes; Pleosporales; Didymellaceae. The coding region runs from base 1 to 369 and encodes 122 amino acids.